UUGUGAGGGCUGGGUCUGGUCCGGAUGAAACGCUAGGUUCCUUCCCAUCCCUGAGUCUGGCUCGGAAAGCGCGCCAUUGGCAUCUUGCCACCCCAAGUGCCCCUAGACAGCCACACGCCCACUGGAACUGCACGUGAACAAAGCUUUCGCCCCGAGAGCCACCGACUGCGGCUUCUCAGCGCAAUCUAGAUUCUCUGCGGAGUGUAGGGUGAACACAGGGUUAAGCUAGUUCCCUCCUUGAUGGGAGGGAAAGGAGUGGGAGGUGAAGGAAGCUUUCGGUCUUGCCCGGUACCUUGGCAGUUAGUUGUACAUUUGAAAGCAGUCGCCAUCACUUGUGAGUUUGGCGUCAUCCAUUGUCACCACCGAGGAAUGUGCGCUGGGAGAUAACACCGAGUGCAGGGCUUCUCACACACGCAGCAGAGCUCUCUCUGCUUCCAGGUGCGCUCCUAGCUGGUCCUUGGCGCCGAAUUUCCGGCACCCGGAGGCAGCACCGCAGAACCGGUCACCGAGUCCUCCGAACCUCAGGAUCAAGCUGGCAGUUCUCAACGAUGGGCAGGAGGGACCUCAGCGGCGACCCCUAAAACAAUACCAUGCCCGGAGAGUCCCUCGGCUGCCGCACCAGCUUCUUCCCUUUCCACCUCCCCGACCCGGUCGGCUUCGGAUGAGCUAAGGAGACAAGGCUACCAGAUUACAGACUCUGCUUAACCAAGAAAUUCCUAGGCUGCUCUACCCUGGCCUGACUCAUUAUAGAAGAAGGAAGAUUUGCCUGCCUGGCGGGACUUCUCUUGACAGUACUUGGCAUCACGCUUUGCUUGUGUUGAAAAUUCUUCCUGUUGAGUCAUUUUGCACAAGGAGGACCACUUCGUGAGGGCAACCUAGGGAGAUCAGACUGAAAACAUCAGAAAGAUUGUUUUACCAUUGUCCCUCGGAUCAUUUCCUCUAACAGAAGUGCUAGACUUUGACAGAACCUGGUCCAGUCAUUUGGAUUUUGCUUUCUGGUUUUUGCUAUUGUUUGUUGCGCUUUUGUUUUUGAUUUUUUCCCCCCCAUAUCACUUAGUAUUUUAUUUCUUUUCUUCAGAAAUGGGCCUGCAGACUGCAAAGUGGCCCAGCCAUGGGACUUUUGUUCUAAAAUUUUGGCUCAUCAUGUCCCUGGGACUGUACUCACAUGUGUCAAAACUCCUGGCCUGCCCUAGUGUGUGCCGAUGUGACAGGAACUUUGUCUACUGUAAUGAGAGAAGCUUGACCUCAGUGCCUCUUGGGAUCCCGGAGGGCGUAACCGUACUCUACCUCCACAACAACCAAAUUAAUAAUGCUGGAUUUCCUGCAGAGCUGCACAACGUACAGUCAGUGCACACGGUCUACCUUUACGGCAACCAACUGGAUGAAUUCCCCAUGAACCUCCCCAAGAACGUCAGAGUUCUCCAUCUGCAGGAAAACAACAUUCAGACCAUCUCGCGGGCUGCUCUUGCUCAGCUCCUCAAGCUGGAAGAACUACACCUAGAUGACAACUCCAUAUCUACAGUGGGAGUGGAAGACGGGGCCUUCCGGGAGGCGAUAAGCCUCAAACUGUUGUUUUUAUCAAAGAAUCACUUGAGUAGCGUGCCUGUUGGGCUCCCCGUAGACUUGCAAGAGCUGAGAGUGGAUGAAAACCGAAUCGCGGUCAUUUCAGACAUGGCCUUUCAGAACCUCACAAGCUUGGAGCGUCUGAUCGUGGAUGGGAAUCUCCUGACCAACAAGGGCAUCGCUGACGGUACCUUCAGCCAUCUCACCAAGCUCAAGGAAUUUUCCAUAGUCCGGAACUCGCUCUCCCACCCGCCUCCCGACCUCCCAGGUACGCAUCUGAUCAGGCUCUACUUACAGGAUAACCAGAUAAACCAUAUCCCAUUGACAGCCUUCGCAAACCUCCGUAAGCUGGAAAGGCUCGAUAUAUCCAAUAACCAGCUACGAAUGCUAACUCAAGGAGUCUUCGAUCAUCUCUCCAACCUGAAACAACUCACCGCUCGGAAUAACCCUUGGUUUUGCGACUGCAGCAUUAAAUGGGUCACCGAAUGGCUCAAAUAUAUCCCUUCUUCUCUCAAUGUGCGUGGUUUCAUGUGCCAAGGUCCCGAGCAAGUCCGGGGGAUGGCUGUCAGGGAGUUGAAUAUGAAUCUCUUGUCUUGUCCCACCACGACUCCCGGCCUACCUGUCUUUACCCCAGCUCCCAGUACAGUGUCUCCAACAACUCAGUCUCCCACUGUCUCUGUUCCAAGCCCCAGCAGAGGCUCGGUGCCUCCAGCUCCUACCCCAUCCAAACUUCCCACCAUCCCAGACUGGGAUGGCAGAGAAAGAGCGACCCCACCUAUUUCUGAAAGGAUCCAACUUUCCAUCCACUUCGUUAAUGAUACUUCAAUUCAAGUCAGCUGGCUGUCUCUCUUUACGGUGAUGGCCUACAAACUGACGUGGGUGAAAAUGGGCCACAGUCUCGUAGGGGGAAUCGUUCAGGAACGCAUUGUCAGCGGUGAGAAGCAGCACCUGAGCUUGGUUAAUUUAGAGCCCAGAUCCACGUACAGGAUUUGUUUAGUGCCACUGGACGCGUUCAACUACCGCACUGUGGAAGAUACCAUCUGUUCCGAGGCCACCACCCACGCCUCUUAUUUCAACAAUGGCAGCAACACUGCGUCUAGCCAUGAGCAAACAACUUCCCACACCAUGGGGUCCCCUUUUCUGCUCGCGGGCUUGAUCGGGGGUGCGGUGAUUUUUGUGCUCGUGGUCCUGCUCAGUGUCUUUUGUUGGCACAUGCACAAGAAGGGACGCUACACCUCCCAGAAGUGGAAAUACAACCGGGGCCGACGGAAAGAUGACUAUUGUGAGGCAGGUACCAAAAAGGACAACUCCAUCUUGGAGAUGACAGAAACGAGUUUUCAGAUUGUCUCCUUAAAUAACGAUCAGCUCCUUAAAGGAGAUUUCAGACUGCAGCCCAUUUAUACCCCAAAUGGGGGCAUUAAUUACACAGACUGCCACAUCCCCAACAACAUGAGAUACUGCAACAGCAGUGUGCCCGACCUGGAGCAUUGUCACACGUAACAGCCUAGAGGUCCAGCGUUAGAAAGGUGGACAACCGAACUCUCAAGAACACACACACGUGUGCACACAAAGACACGCAGAUUACAUUUGAUAAAUGUUACCCAGAUGCAUUUGUGCAUUUGAAUACUCUGUAAUUUAUACGGUGUACUAUAUAAUGGGAUUUAAAAAAAAAGUGCUAUCUUUUCUAUUUCAAGUUAAUUACAGUUUUGUAACUCUUUGCUUUUUAAAAUUAAAAAAAAAAUGUUGCUGAAGUACUGUACGGGGUUGUACAAUGAGAACCCAAUGCCAAGGCAGAAGAACGAGUGAUUCAUCCUUAAGAUGCAUAUUAACCACUUCGCUGUUGAGGCUGUCAGAAUAAAUUCCUUUUCUAGAGCGGAUAGUCAUGCGAAAGGAUAAUGUCAGAUGGGCUCGCCAGAGUAAGAGGGAGAGUUUGAGUGAAGAAAGAAUGGCCUAGUUAUUUCUAUAUUUUCUAUACCUCUUGAAUGAAACACUUUGUGGAAAAAAUCUAUAAUCUAAUAAUCAAGGUAGUUAUUCCAGUUUGACUGAGUGCAGGAAAUAAAGAGAAUAUCGCGAUGAAGCCAGUUCCCAUGAGAUAAGUUAGGCCUACUUGACCAAAUCAAGGAAACUGCGAGAUUUGAAAUGUCCUUAAAGCCCCAAGGUUGGCUUUUUGACUGUGAACUUGAAAAUCACUCUUCAGGCUUCCCUGGCCUUAUGCGAUAACAGAUUGGAAACCUGAAUCUCCUUCUAGUUGUCUUGUAUCAUCAAUUCUAGCAAGAAAAUUCCCCUCAAAACUGUCACUGUUCAAAUCACAUGGCAGGUUGAAUCUUACCCAACAGAGUUAUAUUCUAGAAUAAUUUUUUAGAAGAGGCUAAUAAAAAAUAAUGGGAAAAUUAUAUUGAAUGGAAUUAUUUUUGAUAAUGAAAAUUAUUUGGGUAUAUUCACUAAAGCUAUAUCAACAUGAUAUUUAGACCAACAAAGGAGCAGUGUUCAGAAUCUAUUACGGUAAUGUGUUGAUUUCAAAAGUACUAAGGACAUUUAGGCAAAAAUAUCUGUGGUUCUCUUUCACUGUGUCAACAGACUUUGUUAGUACCAUGUUGAAAUAGCUUGAAUUAAUACCUGUAUUCUCCCUCAAAUUCUUGUCUUCCGAUCAUCUUGCAUAUAUUUGUUUUGUAAUUAAGUUGUAUAUGCCAUCUCCCCCCUGCCCCUUGUUGGGUAUUUCAAAGAAAAAUAUGGAUGCAAGUUUUGGUUGCACAAAUAUUCCUGUGUAUUUUUGCAUAGUAAAUUCCAUAUUACCGUUCAUUGCCAAUGAUUCUGUGAAGGCACCCAAGCUGGCCAAAACAAUGAGUACUGUUAAAAGCAAUACUGUGUUUUCAUUUUGAAUGAACUUUGCUCCUGUUCCAAACAGAAAUUCCAUUUGUUCCUUUUAGAUUGUGGAUCCUUCUCUAAUUUGGUAAUUUCAGAACAAUAAUCAACCAUAUGGUAAAAGACCACCAGUAAAAACGAGUAACUCAGAGAAUGAAAGUUUCCCCAAAUCAUGGCAGACAAGGGCCAAAAGCAGAGGGCAUGGUAGGAGAGAAGUAUAUUCAUGGUUGAUUCUAGAUAUUUUUCAAGCAAGUCCAUUUUCAGGAAACAGGCAUAAUUUACCCUAAUUCUUGUCAUCACAUAGGUGUAGAAGGGCUAUAGACCUCAUGUACUGUCUAAAAAAAUUCACCCUUGGGGAUUUUUUUUUCAAACCCACUUUUAUGUAUUUCAUUCUCUGCUCCUUGACAAUCAUCCUCCACCUUAGGGACUCAUGAAAUCAAUGCCAUACUCUCUCUCUCUCUCUCUCUCUCUCUCUCUCUCUCUCUCUCUCUCUCUC
This is a messenger RNA of Rattus rattus (black rat), 4921 nucleotides long. It is a transcript of the gene Flrt2, whose product is annotated as fibronectin leucine rich transmembrane protein 2. The record is from RefSeq and is a predicted model, not a curated record. Lineage: Eukaryota; Metazoa; Chordata; Mammalia; Rodentia; Muridae. Gene Ontology annotation, molecular function: protein binding. The coding region runs from base 1081 to 3063 and encodes 660 amino acids. The transcript has 2 exons.